Priapulus caudatus is the source of this 533-nucleotide messenger RNA. RefSeq lists its product as uncharacterized. Lineage: Eukaryota; Metazoa; Priapulida; Priapulimorpha; Priapulimorphida; Priapulidae. The record is from RefSeq and is a predicted model, not a curated record.
GCAUCUUGAACAACGAGAACGACCCAUCUCUUGCCAAUGGACGGCCAUCAGAGGGUGCUGGAGAUGCGGCAGUGGCUGUGGGAGUGAAUGAGACUCUACCGGAGGGACACCAGACAAUCAUGCUCAUAGCCGAGGAAGAGUGUUUAGAUGGAAGCGAAUACAGUCAGACUGCGUAUGGUAGCAAUCAGGUGCCACAGGGAGAGGAGCUAAUAAGCCCAGAGGUGUUCAACAGAGUUGUCUCGCAGAAGGUUAAACUGGAGCGAAAACUGGAAGCCAUGCAGGUUAAGUACAAUCAGCUAGAGGGUGAAAAGUUGCGAGUUGAGACACAGCUUAAUCAGGAAGUGGACGAUCUGAAGAUGAAGGUAGUUAGUUACCUGUUUAGCAUUUAGUUGCCAUAUUCAUAUAUGCAGCAAUUGCAUGUAACAAGUACGUAAACGUUGCACAAAGGGUUCUUUUAACAAUGGAAUGCUAGGGCAUUAUGUGAUUUGCUGGCUUUUUAAUGUUGGAUGCUGUCGUGUCGUGUGAUGGGUGGG